AUGGCUGGCCCGGCGUUACAGAUGAACCCUCAGAUGGAGCAGAUCCAUGGCGAAAUUCGCGAUACAAUCCGUGCCCUCGCAAAUGGCUUUCAAAAGCUGGACAAAAUCAAAGACUCGAACAGACAAAGCAAACAGCUUGAGGAACUUACAGGGAAGAUGAGGGAGUGCAAAAGACUGAUUAAAGAAUUUGAUCUUGAAAUUAAAGAAGAGGAAAGUAGGAAUCCUCCUGGGGUGACCAAGCAGCUUAAUGAUGAGAAACAAUCCAUGAUAAAAGAGUUGAACUCGUAUGUAGCUUUGAGAAAGACGUACAUGAGCACUCUUGGGGGUAAGAGGGUCGAACUUUUUGACAUGGGAAAUGGUUAUGAACCACAAGCUGAUGAGAAUGUUCGACUGGCAUCAGAAAUGUCGAACCAGGAGCUUGUUGAUGCUGGAAUGAAGACAAUGGACGAAACUGACCAAGCCAUUGAACGCUCCAAACAGGUUGUUCACCAAACUAUUGAAGUGGGAACACAAACUGCAGCUACUUUGAAAGGCCAAACCGAACAAAUGGCUCGCUUGGUAGAUGAGUUGGACAAGAUCCAGUUCUCUAUCAAAAGGGCAUCAAAACUCGUAAAGGAGAUUGGUAGACAG
Striga hermonthica is the source of this 630-nucleotide messenger RNA. The record is from the annotation of a GenBank genome assembly. Lineage: Eukaryota; Viridiplantae; Streptophyta; Magnoliopsida; Lamiales; Orobanchaceae.